This is a messenger RNA of Coregonus sp. 'balchen', 29100 nucleotides long. The record is from the annotation of a GenBank genome assembly. NCBI's taxonomy places the organism in Eukaryota, Metazoa, Chordata, Actinopteri, Salmoniformes, Salmonidae.
CCCCGGCCUCCCCCUGCCUCCCCAACCCCCGGCCUCUCCAUGAGCCGUAUGGCACUAAUGGGGUCAGGCAGAUGGGUGGGGACCAUGUCAUCCCCAAUAAAGAGAGCCUGUGUGUGUGUAGCAGGGGGCACUAUAUAAAAUGAGCAGUGCUGGCCCAUUACACUUUCAAAUGGGGAGCCCCUUCUGAGGAUUGGUUGGAGGCACAUCCUACAUGUCUCUAUCUCACACAGCAUGGUAGCCUACAGCAGAGGCAGUUCUAGGGGGCGACUCCCUCACACUCUGCCCUACGAAAGCGAAGUGCUGGGGCGCUGCCUGAAAAGGGCUUGGAUGGAGGGUUGUGUAGUGUAGACCAGUUCUCCUGAUGCUUCUCUAUCCGCCUCCUUCCUGUGCUUAAUGACACAGCAUUAAGCUAGGACGGCUCAUUCAUUGGCCAGCCCUGCCUGGUGGGUGGAUGAUGGAUACAUGUGCUGCUGUGGAUGAAUUUGGUAGUGUAAUUGAUUGACAAAAAUUAAAAUGAGGUGUUAGGUGAUUAAUUGAGAAGUGAGGGACUGGGAGGACAGGGAGGAAACUGCUGAUGAAUUACUGCUAUAGGCCUGUAGGCUAUUCAUUAUAUGGUGUUACAAUUAAUAGUUGUACAUGAAUGGUAAAUAACUGUAUGAGUGAUGGAGACCAGCUCUCGAAUUUGCAUUAUUUUUUUUAUUUUUUUUUGGCGAUACUAUGAAAAAUAUUUUUUUUAUGUUUAGGCUCUAAGGCUAUAUUUCAAUCGUCUAUAGUUCUAAAGUUUAGUUGUUACGUGCACAGGAUACAGCAGGUGUAAAACAGUAAAUGCUUAAUUGCGAGCUCUUUCCCAACAAUGCAGUAAUAAAAUAGAUAAGAAAAACCCGAGAAAUAGAAUAGCUGUGUAGGCUUAUUGUUUCAGCGCUUCACCCUGUAAUAGGUGUUGGACCAAGCUCUCGGGAUCAUUUCACAGAAUUUGGUGAUUAAUUAUGAAGCGGACAAUUCAAACAUCGCUUAUCAAAAUGGACCAUAGGGUUCUUAUCACAGGUUCAACAUCUCCCCCACUUCCCAUUGGUUAAUCUAGAAUUUAGCCGUGUUCAAUUGGUGCAUAGGGUUAACAAAAUCCUAUACUUCAGUAUGGUGACUCCACCCCUUUACUAGCGCGGAUACACAUCUACAACACAACAAAGCAUGCGUCCGGCUUCUGCAACAUUGUAACUUCACUGGAUGUACGGAAUAUACGGUUGCGUUGGAUUGAACUAGUUAUAGUUCUUCAUUGAUGGUAUUUCUAUUUUAGGUAAGCGCACGUUUGAAUGUAUUUCUGGCGGCUGAUGGGAUUUAGAGUUGGUGUUUAUUUGUUUUCUACAUUCGGCGCCAUUUUCAUACUAAGAUGAUUUAAAUGCCUACGCUAUAUGUAUCGCGGUGUAGCUGACGCGCACAGUGGUAAAAAUCAAACCUUAAUAAAUCAAUGAUUUGGAAAAGUUGAAGGAGAUCUGUGUUUGGACUACCUCCAAAUUCCAAUCUCUUCAGUGAAAAACAAGUGCAUGAAGUGAAUGAAUGACCAUGAUGAUUAGAAUGGGCACGCCAGGGUAUUUAAUUUGCCUGAACGCUUCACUGCUCGAGGAUAUUUUAUCCGAAUCGUGUGGCAUUUGUUUGUGGCCCAAUGAAUGUGAAAUAAAUAAUUCGACCUAAUUCAGCAUUUUUCUUACAAUAAUUGAAUACAAUUUCCCAACAUUUUAGAUGGCUAUUUGUAGUGCAGUGUUUUUGAUUAAAAUCAGGACAAUGAGGACAUUAUUAAUUUAUUCGAUUAUUACAAUAUUACAAACACUUCUGGGUCCUUUUUUCUUUUAGUUUUCUUUAGCAAGAUGGAGUGAUCUACGACUGUAUGUUAACUGUGUUCAAUAGUAAUUCAUCCCAUUGGCCAUCACUAGCCUACUAUCAAUCUCUUGAUGAGAAGUUAAAUGGCUUUUGUGUGUGCAGAUAUUCAACACAAAAACAUGGGCAGGAAUACAUAUAUAAACCCACAAGCAGUCCUUGCCAUGCUGAUAAUCAUGCCACCUUACCAUUGCACUUGACAUAACUUUGUACAAACAUCUCAGACUAAAGACUUUGAAACUUUCCUCCAUUUUCCCUGUAGUUGUAAAAGAGUGUGCCUGGCCUUGUUGCUAAAAUUACAAGAAAAGACUAGUAGGCUUAUUCUGUGUCUAGGAAAAUGUCCCAUAUCCUUAGUGUCUUUUGUUUUAACACAGUAGCCAAUGGACCACCAUCCAUCUUGUUCUUCUAUGUGUGCUCUGCCAGCAAUCGUCUUUAAGAACACAAUUAUUUCUAAGAAGACCUCCGCUCUGCUCUGUUAUCCUUCAUGAUGUCAGUUAUUUGAGCUGCUUUUGGUUUGACAUGAUUCACUCUUUUGCGUGUUACGUAUAAAUCCAUCUCUGCAGGAGCCAGGAGGCUAGCCUGAGUACAGUAGUGUGUCUGCUGCUGCUGCUGCCUGUAACACACUUAAGGGGGACUCAUCCAGUAAGCCCCUCCUCCAUUGAUACUGCUGGGAUAUAUAUAGCAAGAUGAUCUGUUAUGAAGGGAUGAAAACAUAAUGUGGGAGGGGCAAGAGAGCACUGAGAGAGACCUGAAAAAGAGAGAGAGAGAGAGAGAGAGAGAGAGAGAGUGUGUAUUAGUGAGCGUGGGCUGGUGAAGGAGAAAGAGUGAUGUUGCAUUAGUUUAGUGUUGUUGUUUGCCAAGUAGGGUUGGGCGGUAUCCAGAUUUUCAUAUCGUCAUACCGUCCUUCUCUCAUCCCAGGAUUUAGGGUAUUACCGGCUUAGUACACAAGGGGGUGCCAGAAAAAGCCAAUUGGGCGUCCAUUACCAGAAUGCUAACAAAAUUAGCACAAGUAAUAGAGAAUUUCCAUGGAGGCUGCUAGCGAAAUAUGCUAACGAGCGCAAAUGAAAAUAAAUAAAUUGCAAAGGCAGGCAAUCCAGCUCAUAAAGUUAUACAUAUAUAGGUAGGCGCUACCGAAUGUCAUUUUUGGUGAGUUUGGACAUUUACAAGAUAAUAAUAAUAAUAAUAAUAAUAAUAAUAAUAAUAAUAAUAAUAUGCCAUUUAGCAGACGCUUUUAUCCAAAGCGACUUACAGUCAUGCGUGCAUACAUUUUUGUGUAUGGGUGGUCCCGGGGAUCGAACCCACUACCUUGGCGUUACAAGCGCCGUGCUCUACCAGCUGAGCUACAGAGAACCACGAUAAUGUGAACGAGAAACAUUGUGCAAAUGAACACAGUUUUGAUGCAUGCUUGUCUGUAGGAAGAACAGUACUGGCUCUGGAGCAGCAUGUGUAGGCUACACGCUCUGUCUGUGUGGAGUCUGGAGUCACUAGGGCAACGGGCCUGCCUGCUCUGCUCAGAGAAGAGGGGAGAGGAGCAGACUUGGCCAAGAACGGAAAAGGAGAAAAACGCAAGGAAAUCAAAAGAUAGCAGUGGCAGCUGUACAGAACUCAUCCAAACGGCUUGGAAACGAACACAAUAUGAUGCCCCUGUGACAUUAUUAAUUCAGCCACUUACUUAGAUAAUUAGCAAGUUAAAUUUACGGGUCGCGUUAACGCAGAAUUCUUCGUUUUCACACAGGAAAAAUAGAUGAAACGCAUAAGAAAUAACUUUCAGUUUUGUAAACGCAUAUCUAAAAUGCUUCUAAUUGUAAUUUCUACUCGGCAUCAGACUAAUGUUGUGCUUCAGUUGCACUUCUCCACUCGGAUGAGAAUUCACCAACGGGCAUUCUAUAAGCAGACAGCGCUCUGACUGAUGUCUAGCUACGUUUCUCAGGUACUUUUUUCGGUGUAGCCAGCCUACUUUUCUCUGGUAAAAUGCAAGAUGAACUUUAAGUAAAACAUUAGGAAAUGUAGCUGGCUACAUUCUAUGACAAACAUUAGAAAUAUGAUGGCCAUGCAUUGUUUUUGCAAAAAAAGACCUUGCUUUUUCAUUGUAAGCUCAUUUACUUGUGUGGCUGCCAGCCAAAUAGCAUUGCACUUCUGUUGUCAUCUGAUGAAAAUGAUGCUAUUUUCUGCCGAAUGUGUUGCACUAAUGUAUUUUCUGUGAAGGGAAACUAUAGUUGCACAUCCCUGAUCACUCUAGUGAAGCAAAAUAACACUUAACUUUCAAUAUAAAACACGACCCCUGUCAAUACACAGCUGGACUCACCUGCUCCCGCUUUCCCCCAUUGUACUAUUUACAAACAAACACGUGACUGGCUCAACUGUUCUGGGGAACUACGUUAACCUUCAUAAUGUGACAGGUGAAAUGAAGAACGCAAUCUUUGUUUGUCUCCUAACGUAUUGCACAAGUGGACUGCAGGUAUUUACUUAAAAAGUAGCUGCAAAUAUUAAAAGUUCAAAUAAAUAGUUUUGACGGUAUUGUAAAACCAUCCCAUGGCUAUUUUCAAAUACCCCGGUAUCCGGUGUAUACAGUAUAAUGCCAAAGCCUAGUGCCAAGGGCCAAUACUCUGCAUACAGUACAAGAUAAGAAGUCAAUUGCUCUUUUUUUAAGAGUGAGUUUUUUAAAUUCUCUGAUAAGAUCCAGAGUUUAAAAUGUUAUGUCUUUAUUCCAAAUGUGAGUGGACUGUGGACUUGUAUAUUGUAUAUCCACAGCAUGUCUAGAUACUGUAGUUACAGGCACGAUCAUUGACAAACAUGUCAUCGAUAUUAUCCAUUGACAAUUACAGUAUGUAAAAAUAAAUAAAUAAAAUGUUGUAUUGUCACAUACACCCGGAAAGGUGCAGUGAAAUGUGUUGUUUUACAGGGUCAGCCAUAGUAGUACGGCGCCUCUGGAGCAAAUUAGGGUUAAGUGCCUUGCUCAAGGGCACAUCGACAGAUUUUUCACCUUGUCCGCUCAGGUAUUCAAACCAGCGACCUUUUGCAUACUGGCUCAACACUUUAACCGCCUGCUAUGGGCAGCAGGUAGCUUAGUGGUUAAGAGCGUUGUGCCAGUAACCGAAAGGUCGCUGGUUCUAAUCCCCGAGCCGACUAGGUGAAAAAUCUGUCGAUGUGCCCUUGAGCAAGGCGCUUAACCCUAAUUGCUCCUGUAAGUCGCUCGGGAUAAGAGCGUCUGCUAAAUGACUAAAAUUUAAAAUGUAAAUGUCUACCUGCCGCCCUAUUGACAGACAUGUCAUCGAUACUAUUCAUUUACAAAUAUGGAUUAUCUCCAGUACCACAAGACACACAGAUAUGAACACUUCUGCAGUAAUGUACCACUAAUGUACAGAUAUCACCUUCAAUCAAUUGGCUUUGGCAGAAGUCCGAUUUAAACUGGAUUGAACCUAAUUGUAGGCUUGGCCUGCUCCUUCAGCCCAACCACAGUCGAUCAAUGGGAUGACUCCAUUCAGCCUGGUCCCCAAGUGGUUCAGGUUACAGCAUCAGAACCAUCUGUGGGGUAUUGAUUAGGUUGAAACGGAGAGCUGAAGAUAAGCUUACACACUAGAAGACUAAAAUACCUACGUGGGCAAUACCCAUUAUAGCUUAGAGUUUAAUUCAGUUUAAGAACUAGCCAGUGUAAAGCCCUUUGCACUGCUUUUUUUUUUUUUAAUCAAUGGGUUAGUGUUAGGGGUUUGUAUAUCAACGUUGCUGAGAGCAUUGUGAAUGUUCUUUUGAAACAAUUUGCAUAUUCCAUUUGGGUGUGUGUGUCUAUGUGAAUGACUGUAGCCAUGAAUCGGUGAGUAUCUGUGAGAGGAUGCAUGUUUGUUUGUAAAUGUGUUUGUGCGUGGGCAUGUGUGAGCCUGCCUGUAUAUCGCUGUGCAAGCGUGUGUGUGUGUGUGUUUACUGAUAUCUUUGCCAUUCAUUUCCUUUAAUUUUGACUUUGGGCCAGGUGGGAGGGGUUAAUAGGUGGGAGGGGCUUAACACAAACCAUGAUUCAGCACAGCAGAUCACCACGUCCUGCCAGAUCUCCUCUGAGAGAGAGCGAGAGCGAGAACUAGAGCGAGCGAGAGAAAGAAGGAGGGAGAUGGGAGAUAGGAGAGGAGAGGAAGAGAGAUAAUCUCACUUGGAGCCUGAUUAACACUAAACUCCAGGCUAAAUCCCACUCACUAAGCUCACUCUCAGCACCUACAAAGCAUGUUUCUGUUUCUCAGUUCCCCUAUAGGGCAAAUAUGAUCCAAUGUGCUUAAGGGCCAGUGUUGGUGCUGGGGGAUGUGGUUUGGAUGGUGAUGGCUGCUACUCAGAUUCACACCAACUAUGAAUGAAUGAAGAAAUGUCCUCAGCCUGAUACCACAGAUCGAUUACACUGCUUAGUGUUGUGUGUGUGUGUAGGUCUGAGUGAGAGUGAAAGUGUGUGUGUGUGUGCGCACUGCAGUCGGUGACAUGAGAUAUCCUAAUGAGUCUACAUCGUCCUGAGAACCUGCAGCAUUAUACCCCUUCUCCACAAGCUCUGCUCCACACACACACACACCCACACAGAUAGUUGCACACACCCAUGUUGACUCCAAUGCUUCCCACAGUUGUGUCAAGUUGGCUGGAUGUCCUUUGGGUGGUGGACCAUUCUUGAUACACACGGGAAACUGUUGAGCGUGAAAAACCCAGCAGCGUUGCAGUUCUUUACACAAACCGGUGCGCCUAACACCUACUACCAUACCCCGUUCAAAGGCACUUAAAUUUUUUGUCUUGCCAAUUCACCCUCUGAAUGGCACACACACCCAAUCCAUGUCUUAAUUGUCUCAAGGCUUAAAAAUCUUUCUUUAACCUGUCUCCUCCCCUUCAUCUACACUGAUUUGAAGUGGAUCUAACAAGUGACAUCAAUAAGGGAUCAUAGCAUUCACCUGGAUUCCCCUGGUCAGUCUAUGUCAUGGAAAUAGCAGGUGUUCAUAAUGUUUUGUACACUGUGUAUAUAUGGCUCUGAUAGUAACAACAUGGCUACAACGUAACAUAACACAGCUAGCAUAGCACAGCUGUCCUAUAGCAUCUUAUCCACCCCCCUUUCCUGUCCUAUAGCAUCUUAUCCACCCCCCUUUCCUGUCCUAUAGCAUCUUAUCCACCCCCCUUUCCUGUCCUAUAGCAUCUUAUCCACCCCCCUUUCCUGUCCUAUAGCAUCUUAUCCACCCCCCUUUCCUGUCUUAUAGCAUCUUAUCCACCCCCCUUUCCUGUCCUAUAGCAUCUUAUCCACCCCCCUUUCCUGUCCUAUAGCAUCUUAUCCACCCCCCCUUUCCUGUCCUGUCCUAUAGCAUCUUAUCCACCCCCCCUUUCCUGUCCUGUCCUAUAGCAUCUUAUCCACCCCCCCCCUUUCCUUUCCUGUCCUAUAGCAUCUUAUCCACCCCCCUAUCCUGUCCUAUAGCAUCUUAUCCACCCCCCUUUCUUGUCCUAUAGCAUCUUAUCCACCCCCCUUCCCUUUCCUGUCCUAUAGCAUCUUAUACAACCGCCCCCCCCCCUCCCUUUCUUUAGUCAUAAGUGCAUCCCAAAUGGCACCCUAUUCCCUACAAACUGCACUACUUGUGACCAGGGCCCACAGUCCCGUAGGGGACUAUAAAGGAAUAGGGUGCCAUUUGGAACGCAGCCUCUGAGAUGGUCGGAGCAUCUGACGUGCACCUGACCCAACAGCUGAACACAUUGCUCACCCAUAUCUGCAGGGCGAUCUUUAUCUCUGGCAGCUAGUUAGCCUAAUGAUGGUUGAUUUAUACAGUAGUAAUGAUGGUUGAUUUAUACAGUAGUAAUGAUGGUGGUGAUGACAGCUGGCCUACUGGAGGUAGAAAAUGAUAGAAAUGUAAGACAUUAUAGGGCCUCUAUGCACUAUGGAAAAGGGAUUUCACAGUCUAAACAGUGUUGACUGACGGUGUUUGACAAUUAAUACAGUAGUAAUCAUGGUUGAGUUAUACAGUAGUAAUCAUGGUUGAGUUAUACAGUAGUAAUCAUGGUUGAUGGAUGGGACAGUUGGUAUGCGUCCCAAAUGGCACCCUAUUCCCAUAGGGUUCUGGUCAAAGGUAAUGCCCUAUAUAGGGAAUAAGGUGCCAUUCAGGACACACAUUUGACCUAUUGGAUUCUAUAGGCUAAAUUUAAAUUAUAGAACUAUAGUAGGGCUGACCUCAUUUAGUCGACUUGUCGAUUGUUUGAUGGAUAUACUGUUGGUCGCCCGAGAUUUCUCUAGUCCAGCAGUAGCAAAACAAAUCUAUAAUUCAGGUUGUUAAAGACACCUGUCUGAUUCACGCCUGUCUGAGUGGACUAAUCCAUUGUGGAGGCCGUGGGGAAGGCACAGUCCAUCACUCUAAGACAUGCUACUGAAAUUGUAUAUGGUUAAGGACAAUGGUGCAACACUAAUAAAAAUAAUAUUAUCUUAUUACAGAUGCGCUUUCUCUGUCGCUGUCCCCAGUUCUGAAACACCAGUGCGCUGUUGAAUUGCCGCCUUUUCCUAGACCAUUUUGCUAAGUGCAUAAUAGCUAAGUUAACCAGCAUAUUUGUGUUGAGAACAAUGCGGCGGAGGCAGCAGCGGAGUUAGGAGAUGAGAAAACAGCCCUUGCCUUAAUUGUCCAAGAAAAGUGAGGAGAGCGGAAACCCCAACUUAAUUAGGUCUAUAAUCUAUAGCCUAACUGUUAAAUGUGCCUGGCUUUAUAAGUCAUCCAUAUAUAUUUACAGAAAUAAGACAGAUCCUGCUUCUGUUGCCUGUUUGAGUGUUUGUUUAAUAGCCUACUGAUUCCUUGAGCAACAAGCCUCACGCAACCACAACAUGUCGGAUAAACAAUACUUAUAAUAAUAAGUAAUAUCAUUAUCAUUAGUAGGCUUAGUAUAGCAGCCUGGUAAAACCAACAUCCAGCUGUUGGCCUAAGAGCACAUCCUGUUUAGUCUUAAUACCGUAACUUAGGCCUAUAUUUCAAUAUCUUAUAUAGGCUACUGUAUCAAUCAAUCAUUCAUUCGUUCAUGCCGUCACACAGCACACGAGUCAUUCAUGAUUUGAAAUGCAAUCAAGCAUUUUAGUUUAAAAAAUAAAAUGACAAAGCAACCCUUUAAUAAUUAGCGUAAACAAUAACUAACUAAAUCGUUGCAUUUCUGCAAUUCCAUUCAUGAAUGCAUGCAACUUUUUUUGUCUUUGCUGUAAUAAAGGCUUUACAAAAAUAAAGACUUACAACAGACUCUCUGGUAUGCUUAUAAUGCAUUUAGUGUUGUUUACAUUGUUCCAACCGGUCAGAAAAAUUAUAUUGUAAUCUAUACAGCACCUGUUUGGCACACAUAAUAUGCACGCAGCGCUUGCUCCUAACCUUCUUUUUCUUGAUCUCCAGUAUUUUACACAACCAGUCAAAUGUAUUCCACACAUCCGACUUCCCCUUUACCUCCUGAGCAACCAGUAAACAUUCCCCCGUUUCGAGUUUAUUUGUCACGUCGUCUGCAUCCAUUUUGCUGCCACAUGUGUUACGGCGUUCAGAGUUUGUUAUAACCAAUUUAUUGAUGUGAUUAUGAAAUGCAAUAGGUCAGGCCUAUUGAUCACGUGCAUGCGAUGCAUACGUGUCAAAUAAAGAGAGCAAGGGUUGAGGGAAUAGGGAAUGUUUUUCCUAAACAAAUGAGGGAUUUCUGUAACAGAACUUCCGCAACAUGGACAGCGCGAUUCUGUGAUGGUCGCUGCAGCAGGGAGGAGAGCAAGACAAUGGGUGCUAGUCACACAGUCACUCACUGUAAAAAUAAAUGUACACAGCGCAGCAAGUCUGAGCCGGCCCGGCACAAUCAAAUCAAUUGCGUUGGGACUCCCUCUAGUCAUUUGUGUGUCUUAAUUAUUUCAUCAAACAGUUCGCUUAAAGCAUCAGACAAACUCAAUGCAUAUAGUUGAUUUGAUUAAAACACUUAGGAUUUGUCUAUAUAUGGAAAAAUACAAGUUUUAAAAUGUCUACCAAUCGAUUGGUCGAAAGAACAGAUGACUCUCGGUCGACCAAUUUCUUUUGGGUCGGGGACCUACAGUAUAAGAAUAAAUUAUAGGCCAACAGGGAGGGAACCUUGAGUGUGUAAAAAUAGCAACAAUUUGAUGAAGUGUGGCUGAACUGCCAUGCUGAGUCUGACUCUAACCAGCUUUGACUGUGUUUGACAAUUUCAGUCCACUAUCCUUGUAUCUCGCCUAAACAUAGGAUGCCUCCCAAAUGCCACCCUAUUUCCUAUAUAUUGCUCUACUUUUGACCAGGGCCCUGGUCCAAAGUAGUGCACUACAUAGGGAAUAGGGUGCCAUUUGGGACAGAGACACAGUGUGGUUGUGAGAGUCCCUGUUACUUCUCAGGGUGUCUUUUAACAGUCACAACCACCAGGUUAGCAGCUGGACCAGAGCUGCUCAGCUGGCCUUUAGCAUAGAAUCUAGAUGUUACCUAGUGAAGACAAUGCAGGAGGCAGGCGGGAGGCAGCAGCAGACACAAGCCGUCUCAUCUGGUCCAUUAACACCAUGUCUGUUUCCUGACUAUCACCAUUGAGAUGACGCUACAUUAAAAGACCCAGAGGAGAUCCUGAGCACUGAGGCGUACACCACGCUGUGUGUGUGUUGACCUAGGGAACAGGCCUAUGGGGGGUUGGGGGAAGGGAAGGGAAGAGCUGGAUUAGUUAGAGUGCACCACAGUUAUUGGUCACUGGACUCAAACAAUGGGAGGACUAAAGAGGAUUUGGUCUCUGUGGUGCCCCCUCCUCCCCUCCUCUCCUCCAUACCCCUGCUGUCCCUAUAGCUCUGUGUGUCACGCACCCCCUGGGGUAAGGACAGCCGUGUGUGUGCAGCUGGAAGAUCUGCCACCAUGUCUAGCUAAGCGUCUCCCCACCCCGCCCCCCCACUGUAUGGUAGACCUAGACAUAUGAUGAACUAUUAGCCUACAUGUUGGACAAUGACAACAACUACCAGCAUCAGACUAGCCUAGAUGCUAACAGUGGGCUAAGUAGAUGCAAUCUCUCUUAACACUGUAUGGAGGGCUAUUAGACAUAUGCACAAUGAACUGCUAUGAUCUAACACAAGUACGCUGAUGCUGCUGCCAGUCUUUCAAGGACAGCCUCACAACUGCAGCCAAGCUCACGUAGUGAAGUGAAGUGAAGUGAACACAAUAACUGUCCAUUUACUUCUCAGAAGCCCGGUAUGUCCUGCGAAUUUCUAAACCAAUUUAGUAGUGAUGCAUUGUCAUGCAAUGUUCCAUUGGGACAUCUUGGCCCAGCGUGUGAAGCCGGCAGGGCCACAGCGGUUGGAUGAAAGAGCCGUGUUGGGUUUAGUGCUGAGGAUGAUACUGACUGGCGCUGUAUUAAUGGACCUCCAGGCUGCUACAGAGCAGAAACACUCCAUUGUGUGUGUUGUUAAUGAGCCUCUGGUAGACACACACUGUGGUGAGCUGCCUGUCUCUCAAGAGGUCCUCCCAGACACACACACACACACACUCAUUCAACAAGAGGUGCCAUUGUGCAGUGGAGUGGGAUACACUCAGAACUCCAUAUGAAAAAGAGAGAGUGUGUGUUUUAGAGAGCAUGUAGUCUGUGGGUGGAAUAUUUGAUCAAGUACUCCAGUCUGAGAAAGCAUAGUAGUAGCUCAUGCUAUAGAAUGGCACCGCUGCAUCACUGUUGACUGUCCGUAAUCAUGUCUUGCAUGUGUGUAUAUUGCUGUGCAUUAUCCAACACGACAACACACAUUACCUUUCUUUUUCCUGUCCCUGACCCCUCCAUGUCAUGUUCUCCUUGCAGUGUACCAUGACGACAGAGGCUAGCGCGGUGGGCGAGGCGGACACAGAGGGCAAGCCGAAGCCCAGCGUAGCAGAGGCAGAUGUAAAACCGGAGAACAAGCAGAGCCCAGAGCCAGAAGCAGCAGCAGCAGCGGAGCCAGAGCGGGAGAAGCCCAGCCAGAAGGCCCAGGAGCAGGCCUCAGAGCCUGGCCCCACAGAGAGCCCUACCUCCCCCACCACCACCACAGCUGAGGAGGAGCAGCUAGUGAAGCCCCGCCAGCGCACCUCAGCCGGCCGGGGCCUCUCACGCCUAUUCUCCUCCUUCCUCAAGCGGCGCUCGCAGUGCACAGACGUAGAGUGGGCUGAGGUCGAGAAGGCAGAGAAGGAGACUAAGGAGAAAGAGAAGGCAGAGGCUGGAGCAAAGGAGGAAAGGUUAGAGCAGGCCAAGGGGGAGGAGAAGAAAAAAGCAGAGGAAAGGGGGGAGAAGAAAGAAGUGCUGAAAAAAGAGGAGGAAAAGGUUGAGAAGCAAGAGGAGGAAGAGGCAGCAAAGAAAGAGGCAGUGAAGAAAAGAGAGAGGAGGAAGAGGCAGCAAAGAAAGCAGAGAAGAAGAAAGCCAACGAGGAAGGAAGAGGCAGACAAAGGAAAGCAGAGAAAGGAUAGGAGAGGAGGAAGAGGCAGCAAAGAAAGCAGAGAAGAAGAAGAGAGAGGAGGAAGAGGCAGCAAAGAAAGAGUCAGUGAAGAAGAAGAAAGAGGAGGAAGAGGCAGCAAAGAAAGAGUCAGUGAAGAAGAAGAAAGAGGAGGAAGAGGCAGCAAAAGAAAGCGAGAGAAGAAGAAGAGGAGGAAGAGGUAGAAGAAAGAGAGAAGAAGAAAGAAACAGAGGACGAGGCAGCCAAAGAAACGCGAAGAGAAAGAGGAGGAAGAGGCCAGCCAAGAAAGCGAAGAAGGAAAGAGGAGGCAGAGGGCAGCAAAAGAAAGCGAAGACGAAAGAAGCGAAGAAGAAAGAGGAGGAAGAGGCAGCAAAGAAAGCGAGAAGAAGAAAGAGGAGGAAGAGGCAGCAAAGAAAGCGAAGAAGAAAGAGGAGGAAGAGGCAGCAAAGAAAGCAGAGAAGAAGAAGAAAGAAGAGGAAGGGGUAACGAAGAAAGAGACAGAGCAGAAGAAUCAAGAGGAGGAAGAGGCAGCAAAGAAAGCAGAGGAGGAAGAGAGAGGAGGAAGAGGCAGCAAAGAAAGAGGAGGAGGAGGAAGCGGCAGCAAAGAAAGAGGAGGAGGAGAAAGAGGCAGCAAAGAAAGCAGAGAAGAAGAAAAGAGGAGAAAGAGGCAGCAAAGAAAGCAGAGAAGAAGAAGGAAGAGGAGGAAGAGAAGAAGAAAGGGGGGGAAAAGACAACGAAAACAAACCAAAAGGGGAAGAAGAAAGAGAAGGAAAAGAAAGAGGAGGAGAAGGAGGAAGAAGAGGAGAAAGACAACGAAAAAAAAACAAAGGGGGAAGAAGAAAGAGAAGGAGAAGGGGAAGAAGGAGGAGGAGAAUAAAGAGGUAAAGAAGAAAGAGGAGGGGAAGGGGAAGAAGAAACGGAAGGGCAAAAAGAAAGCAGUGGAGCCGUCCACAACAGAGGUGCAGGUGAAAGCCCCCAUCGCUGCCCCGGAGCCAGAGCUCAGAGCGGAGGCAGAGGGGGAGGCUGAACAGGAGAUGCAGGAGGAGCCUGUAGAGGCCCAGGACCAUCACUCCAUCAGCAGCGCAGAGACACAGGUGAGUGAGGGAGACAGACAGUGAACUUCUCACCUAGGGCAUGGGUGCACAACUCUGUUCCUUGGGGAACGCUAUCCUGCAGUUUUUUUGUUCUGAUUUAGAUUGUGGGAGAACAGCUUUUGCAGUGCGCAAAAAAAAAGAAAAUACAGAAUUAUAUCUAUACUGAACAAAAUAUAAACGCAACAUGUAAAGUGUUGAUCCAAUGUUUCAUGAGCUGAAAUAAAAGAUCCCAGAAAUGUUCCAUAUGCACAAAAAGCGUAUUUUUCUCAAAUGUUAUGCACAAAUUUGUUUACAUCCCUGAUAGUGAGCAUUUCUCCUUUGCCAAGAUAAUUCAUCCACCUGACAGGUGUGGUAUAAUCAAGAAGUUGAUUAAAGAGCAUGAUCAUUACAAAGGUGCACCUUGUGCUGGGGACAUUAAAAGGCCACUCUAAAAUGUGCAGUUUUGUCACACAACACAAUGCCACAGAUGUCUCAAAUUUUGAGGGAGCGAGCAGUUGGCAUGCUGACUGCAAGAAUGUCCACCAAAGCUGUUGCCAAAGAAUUGAAUGUUCAUUUCUCUACCAUAAGCCGCCUCCAAAGUCAUUUUAGAAAAUUUGGCAGUACGUCCAACCGGCCUCACAACCGCAGCUACGUGUAACCACGCCAGCCCAGGACCUCCCCAUCUGGCUUCUUCACUGUUGGGAUCGUCUGAGACCAGCCACUCGGACAGCUGAUGAAACUGAGGAGUAUUUCUGUCUGUAAUAAAUCUCUUUUGUGGGGAAAAACUAAUUCUGAUUGGCUCGGCCUGGCUCCCAGUGGGUGGGCCUGGCUCCCAAGUGGAUGGCCUGGCUCCCCAGUGGAUGGGCCUAUGCCCUCCCAGGCCCACCCAUGUCUGCGUCCCUACCCAGUCAUGUGAAAUCCAUAGAUUAUGGCCUAAUGAAUUUAUUUCAAUUGAUUUCCUUUAAUGAACUGUAACUGAAAUUGUUGCAUGUUGCGUUUUAUAUUUUUGUUCAGUAUAUUAUUAAAAGUGUCAAUGAGUUGCCUUCCCAUUUUCUUUUACAAUGCUGUUAUUAUUUUGCACAUUGAGGGGCUGCUUUGCAGCAGACUGAAGAUGUAGGCCAAUGAGUCUCAGGUGAGAGACGGGAGUAAAAAAUAAAUGAAGUGAACAUCAAGCACAGAAACUGAAGGAACAUGUUACCCAGAGUCUGAUCAACAACAUAGCAUUCAGAGAAUAGCUACACUGAAGACACUCAGCGUAGCAGAAGAGAGAGAGAGGUACAGGACAAAACAUCAACUCAUUUGUAGCUUGAGUAGGGUGGGCUGUUAACUCAGCAGAACUGACUAGGCUGGUCUGUGCUGGUCUAGAGCCCCCUAGAUCUAGCCUGUGUUAGGAAAAGUACUGUUUCAAGUAAUGCUGUAAUAACUUAAGUAACAUUGCUGUUACAUAGUAAUCUAGUACUGCUAAUCUAGUAGUGCUGAGCGAUUAACUGACAUUUCUGUUAUUUUUCAGUUUUUAAACAACUAAUUGACCGAUGUUGGUUCAAUUAUUUGAAUUCCAUUUCAUAUCGAUUUUUUUUAGCUUGAUGCUCAGUUUGUGUAGAGAUAAAUCAGAUCAAGCCCGAACUAUGCGAUGUAGUAGGGAGUUGAAGUUUCCAACAGGCCAAUAUUCUACAUAUUUUACUGCAGAAAAUGUGGUAAUUGACUACAAUGAACAUAAUCCAUUGCGCACCCACUUACUUGUCCGGUCUCGGUCUGUGUGGAGCAGAGAGGAGAGAGAACAAGUGAGGGGGAUAGAAAGCAGUUGCUUUGCGAGGUACACUACUGUUCAAAAGUUUGGGGUCACUUAGAAAUGUCCUUGUUUUGCAAAGAGAAAGUCCAGUGUCUGUGUUCUUUUGCCCAUCUUAAUCUUUUUUUUGUAUUGGCCAGUCUGAGAUAUGGCUGUUUCUUUGAAACUCUGCCUAGGUCAGCAUCCCAGAGUCGCCUCUUCACUGUUGACAUUGAGACUGGUGUUUUGCGGGUAAUAUUUAAGGAAGCUGCCAGUUGAGGACCUGUGAGGCGUCUGUUUCUCAAACUAGACACUCUAAUGUAUUUGUCCUCUUGCUCAGUUGUGCACCGGGGCCUCCCACUCCUCUUUCUAGUCUGGUUAGAGCCAGUUUGCGCUGUUCUGUGAAGGGAGUAGUACACAGCGUUGUACGAGAUCUUCAGUUUCUUGGCAAUUUCUCACAUGGAAUAGCCUUCAUUUCUCAGAACAAGAAUAGACUGACGAGUUUCAGAAGAAAGUUAUUUGUUUCUGGCCAUUUUGAACCUGUAAUCGAACCCACAAUUGCUGAUGCUCCAGAUACUCAACUGGUCUCAAGAAGGCCAGUUGUAUUGCUUCUUUAAUCAGCACAACAGUUUUCAGCUGUGCUAACAUAAUUGCAAAAGGGUUUUCUAAUGAUCAAUUAGCCUUUGAAAAUGAUAAACUUGGAUUAGCAAACAGAACGUGCCAUUGGAACACAGGACUGAUGGUUGCUGAUAAUGGGCCUCUGUACGCCUAUGUAGAUAUUCCAUAAAAAAUCUGUCGUUUCCAGCUACAAUAGCCAUUUACAACAUUAACAAUGUCUACACUGUAUUUCUGAUCAAUUUGAUGUUAUUUUAAUUGACAAAAAAUGACAUUUCUAAGUGACCCCAAACCUUUGAACGGUAGUGUAUCUCUAACUGAAAAUACAUGAUCUAAGUGAUUGGUUGUUUAUUUAUUUUUAUUUAGCAUUUAUUUAAACAGGGAGUCACAUUGAGAUAAAAAAAUCUAUUUUACAAGAGAGCCCUGUACAUUAAAAACAGAAUAAUAAAACAACAUACUAUAAACAAAACGCAGAUUUUCCCAAAUCUGUGGAGACUAAAGGGAUCUCUAGUGUUAUCCAUUCCUGAGAACGGGUUUGGUAACUUAUGAUUCUUAACUUCAUUAAUGAAGUUACAUAUGGAGGGAGUUUCUGUCAGAUCGCUUUGUAAAUAAAUAAAAGAGAAUGCAUAUCUCUUCUUACAGACAGAGAUGUCCAGCCCACAUGUUUAUACAGACUACAAUGAUGAGUCCUAAAAUUGUCCCCUGUGAUAAAACGUAUUGCGGAAUGGUAGACUGCGUCCAAGGGUUUCAAAACAGAGGUUGCCGCAUGCAUGCAUGUAGUUGGUAUUCAACAGUCCUAAAAGUAUGCCUUAUUUACUUUGAAGAACUACUAAAAUAGUGAUUUUGUCAGACAGCAUAGGCAGCAGCUCUAUAGAGAUGAGAUGAUUACUUGGAAUGAAAUAAUAAAGUAAUCAAAUAAAAAUUUUUUUUAUUAAAGUAACUAAUGUGAAGAAAGUAUGGUUAAUAAGUGAUAAGAAGUAAUGGGCAGUUGCUAACAUCACAGGACUUUUAUUAAUUGUUGUAUUCUGUGUUACAGCAUUCAACCCACAUAAUGCAUGGUGCAUUUAUUAUCUAAAACAAAUAAAUAGAAACCGAAAUCAAAAACUGAGAUUAUUCUUUUUUUAAAUCAAACCGAAACCGAACCAACCUCAAAAAACACUAAUCGCUCAGCACUAUAAUCAAGGACAUGUGAGUUCAAGUGUAGUUGGAAGAGAGAAGAGCAUGGCGGGAUGAAAGUUGUUUGUUAUAACACAAGUGGAAGAAGGACUGCCGUGCAUGUUCCACGUGUUAUAACAAAAAUGUUCACAGUGCCAAGCUCUUCUCUCUAACAACUACACUGGAAGCCACUUGUCCUUAUUUCCUGAGGAUAAUGACUGCUUUAUAUUCUGAGUCACUCUGUCUAUUACAUAAAUGUAACUGUCUUUAAUUAGAAAUGAAACAUCCUGACAACAUGUCUGUCAUAUGACCUUUCUGUGACCCCCUAGCCAGCACAGGAGGAGCAGAAGGCGGACACUGAGGUAGAGAAGGAGGCGGUCGUAGAGGAGGUAGAGAUGAAAGAAGAAACAGAGGAAGAGCUGGCCGAGCAGAUGGAGGAGGUGGGAGAGGCGAACGGAGGGGAGGGGGAGAACACUAACGGAGAAGAGGAGAAGAAGGUGGCAGCAGAGGAGGCCAAACCCUCCAAGCGCCCUCGGAUCAUGCAGUGUAAAGUCACCCUCCUGGACGGCACUCUGUUUGAGUGUGAGCUCGAUGUAAGACACUUCUCAAAUACAACGUUGUCUUUUCAGCCUUGUUCUAUUAUUUUCUACUCUUCAUAUAAUUGCCCAUCAACUCUGUUUUUAACUUAAUAUUUUUUAAUGCAUAGUUGUCAGUACAGCCAGUUAUAUUUAAUCCUUACUGAAUGCUUAUUUGUGAUUGGUUGCGAGUACAACCAGUAAUAUUUCUUCCUUACUGAAUGCUUAUUUGUGAUUGGUCCCCUCUCUGUCUCCCUGUGUCGUAUAGAAACAUGCGAAGGGCUCGGAUCUGUUUGUGAAGGUGUGUGACCACCUCAACCUGCUGGAGAGAGACUACUGUGGCCUGGCCGUCUGGGAUACCCCCACCUCCAGGGUACAGUACUGGUUUAAGAAUGGGCUGCUAAUCUAUGGUGAAGUGGUGAACAGUCAUCUUAACCUUCCAAGUGAAAUGAGGGUAGAUUGCAUCUCAUCUUUGGAGAUUUCCUUUGGGAGAGAAAGAUAUGUUCAGUGAGUGGGUCGUUUUGAGUGGAGUUUGACUGCAUGUUCUUGCCCAUUAGAGAAACAGUAGCCUAUAGGAUGGAAGGUGCAGUUUCACCACAUAGGGUAAAAUUACUUUGUUACAGUACGAUGACGUUCAUUGAGUCUGUUCUCCCACUGUCAUUUACAGACAUGGCUGGAUGCCUCCAAAGAGAUCCGGAAACAGGUGGCAGGUGGGUGAUGUCAUCCUAUAUGAUGAUGUAAAUAAACUUUUCUAACUCAAAUUGCCAACAGUACUCACUCUGUAUUUUCGUCUCCAGAUUAUACAUACGAGUUCACUUUCAACGUGAAGUUCUACCCUCCUGAUCGCAACGUGAAGUUCUACCCUCCUGAUCCAGCUUCAGCUCACAGUGUCCUCCACCCCACUCUCUCUACCAUCUCUCUCACCUCUUCUCCACACCCUCCUACUCUCUCGCUCUCUCCCUCCUUUCUCUCUCUCUCACUCCACUCGCCCCCCUCUCUCUCUCUCCCUCCCUCUCCCAGGUACUACCUGUGUCUACAGCUGCGUAAGGACAUCCUGAGUGGCCUGCUGCCAUGCUCCUUUGUGACUCUGGCCAUGCUAGGCUCCUACACCGCCCAGUCUGAGCUGGGGGAGUAUGACCCAGAGGUCCACAGCUCUAAUUACACCAAGGAGCUGAGGCUGGCCCCGGGACAGGGCAAGGAGCUGGAGGACAAGGUCAUGGAGUUGCACCGCACAUAUAGGUAAGAACCAGGGGAGGACCAGACUAUAUACUGGAGUAAUGUAGAAAAGACCAGGGAGGACCAGACUAUAUGCUGGAGUAAUGUAGAAAAGACCAGGGAGGACCAGACUAUAUACUGGAGUAAUGUAGAAAAGACCAGGGAGGACCAGACUAUAUGCAGGAGUAAUGUACAAAAGACCAGGGAGGACCAGACUAUAUACUGGAGUAAUGUAGAAAAGACCAGGGAGGACCAGACGAUAUACUGGAGUAAAGUAGAAAAGACCAGGGAGGACCAGACUAUAUACUGGAGUAAUGUAGAAAAGACCAGGGAGGACCAGACUAUAUACUGGAGUAAUGUAGAAAAGACUAGGGAGGACCAGACUAUAUACUGGAGCUAUGGUGACGAAAAGACCAGGAGGACCAGAUAUAUACUGGAGUAAUGUAGAAAAGACCAGGGAGGACCAGACUAUAUGCUGGAGUAAUGUAGAAAAGACCAGGAGGACCAGACUAUAUACUGGAGUAAUGUAGAAAAGACCAGGGAGGACCAGACUAUAUACUGGAGUAAUGUAGAAAAGACCAGGGAGGACCAGACUAUAUACUGGAGUAAAGUAGAAAAGACCAGGGAGGACCAGACUAUAUACUGGAAUAAUGUAGAAAAGACCAGGGAGGACCAGACUAUAUACUGGAUAGGUAACACGUCAACUAUGACAGACAAAAUGAGGAAAAAAAAAUCCAGAAAAUCAAAUUGUAGGAUUUUUUAAUGAUUUAUUUGCAAAUUAUGGUGGAAAAUAAGUAUUUGGUCAAAUAACAAAAGUUUCUCAAUACUUUGUUAUAUACCCUUUGUUGGCAAUGACACAGGUCAAAUGUUUUCUGUAAGUCUUCACAGGUUUUCACACACUGUUACUGGUUUUUGGCCCAUUCCUCCAUGCAGAUCUCCUCUAGAGCAGUGAUGUUUUUGGGGCUGUCGCUGGGCAACACGGACUUUCAAUCCCUCCAAAGAUUUUCUAUGGGGUUGAGAUCUGGGACUGGGCUAGGCCACUCCAGGACCUGAAAGGCUUCUUACGAAGCCCACUCCUUCGUUGCCCGGGUGGUGUGUUUUGGGAUCAUUGUCAUGCUGGAAAGAACCCAGCCAACGUUUCAUCUUCAAUGCCCUUGCUGAUGGAAGGAGGUUUUCACUCAAAAUCUCACGAUACAUGGCCCCAUUCAUUCUUUCCUUUACACGGAUCAGUCGUCCUGGUCCCUUUGCAGAAAAAACAGCCCCAAAGCAUGAUGUUUCCACCCCCAUGCUUCACAGUAGGUAUGGUGUUCUUUGGAUGCAACUCAGCAUUUGCAUUAUUUGUCCUCCAAACACGACGAGUUGAGUUUUUACCAAAAAGUUCUAUUUUGGUUUCAUCUGACCAUAUGACAUUCUCCCAAUCCUCUUCUGGAUCAUCCAAAUGCACUCUAGCAAACUUCAGACGGACCUGGACAUGUACUGGCUUAAGCAGGUGGACACGUCUUGCACUGAAGGAUUUGAGUCCCUGGCGGCGUAGUGUGUUACUGAUGGUAGGCUUUGUUACUUUGGUCCCAGCUCUCUGCAGGUCAUUCACUAGGUCCCCCCGUGUGGUUCUGGGAUUUUUGCUCACCGUUCUUGUGAUCAUUUUGACCCCACGGGGUGAGAUCUUGCGUGGAGCCCCAGAUCGAGGGAGAUUAUCAGUGGUCUUGUAUGUCUUCCAUUUCCUAAUAAUUGCUCCCACAGUUGAUUUCUUCAAACCAAGCUGCUUACCUAUUGCAGAUUCAGUCUUCCCAGCCUGGUGCAGGUCUACAAUUUUGUUUCUGGUGUCCUUUGACAGCUCUUUGGUCUUGGCCAUAGUGGAGUUUGGAGUGUGACUGUUUGAGGUUGUGGACAGGUGUCUUUUAUACUGAUAACAAGUUUAAACAGGUGCCAUUAAUACAGGUAACGAGUGGAGGACAGAGGAGGCCUCUUAAAGAAGAAGUUACAGGUCUGUGAGAGCCAGAAAUCUUGCUUGUUUGUAGGUGACCAAUACUUAUUUUCCACCAUAAUUUGCAAAUAAAUUCAUAAAAAUCCUACAAUGUGAUUUUCUGGAUUUUUUUCCCUCAAUUGUCUGUCAUAGUUGACGUGUACCUAUGAUGAAAAUUACAGGCCUUUCUCAUCUUUUUAAGUGGGAGAACUUGCACAAUUGGUGGCUGACUAAAUACUUUUUUUCCCCACUGUAUCUGCCGUUAAAGCUAUUUCAGGGUGUCAGUGGUUAACUCCCUCCCUCCUCUCUCUCCCUUCACCCUCCCCCUCUCUCUUCUCUCUCAUCUUCUCGCUCUCUAGUCAACCCCUCGCCCACCCGCUCUCUCUCUCUCUCUCUCUAUAUUUCUUUCCCUUAAACCCCCACCCUUCUCUCUUCUUCCCUUCUCUCUCCACCUUCACCCUCCUCUCUCUCUGUCCCUCCACCCCCUCUCUCUCUCCCUCUCUCUCCCUCUCUCUCCACCCCUCCUCACUCUCUCGCUCUCUCUCCCUCCUUUUCUCUCUCUCUCACUCCACUCGCCCCCCUCUCUCUCUCCCAGGUACUACCUGUGUCUACAGCUGCGUAAGGACAUCCUGAGUGGCCUGCUGCCAUGCUCCUUUGUGACUCUGGCCAUGCUAGGCUCCUACACCGCCCAGUCUGAGCUGGGGGAGUAGACCCAGAGGUCACAGCUCAAUUACACAAGGAGCUGAGGUGGCCCGGGACAGCCAAUGAGCUGGAGGCAAGGUCAUGGAGUUCACCGCACAAUAGGUAAGAACAGGGGAGGACCAGGACAAAUCUGGAGUAAUGUAGAAAAGACCAGGGAGGACCAGACUAUAUACUGGAGUAAUGUAGAAAAGACCAGGGAGGACCAGACUAUAUACUGGAGUAAUGUAGAAAAGACCAGGGAGGACCAGACUAUAUACUGGAGUAAUGUAGAAAAGACCAGGAGGUAAGAAGACCAGAGGACCAACUAUAUACUGGAGUAAUGUAGAAAAGACCAGGGAGGACCAGACAUAUACUGGAGUAAUGUGAGAAAAGACCAGGAGGACCAGACUAUAUACUGGAGUAAUGUAGAAAAGACCAGGGAGGACCAGACUAUAUACUGGAGUAAUGUAGAAAAGACCAGGGAGGACCAGACUAUAUACUGGAGUAAUGUAGAAAAGACCAGGGAGGACCAGACUAUAUACUGGAUAAUGUGAAAAAGACCAGGGAAGGACCAGACUAUAUAUGGGAGUAAUGUAGAAAAGACCAGGAAGACCAACUAUAAAAUAGGACUACUGGAGUAAUGUAGAAAAGACCAGGAGGACAGACUAUGGAGUAAUGUAAAAAGACAGGAGACCAGACUAUGGAUUACCCAGUCAUGGAUAUGUAGAAAGACCGGAGGCCGACAUAUAUGAGAACUUAUGAUGAGAAAGACCAGGUUGAGGGGAGGACCAGACUAUAUACUGGAGUAAUGUAGAAAAGACCGGGAGGACCAGACUAUAUGCUGGAGUAAUGUAGAAAAGACCAGGAAACCAGACCAUAUACUGGAGUAAUGUAGAAAAGACCAGGGAGGACCAGACUAUAUACUGGAGUAAUGUAGAAAAGACCAGGGAGGACCAGACUAUAUACUGGAGUAAUGUAGAAAAGACCAGGGAGGACCAGACUAUAUACUGGAGUAAUAUGAAGAAAAUACCAGGAAGGACCAGAUUAUAUACUGGAGUAAUGUAGAAAAGACCAGGGAGGAGCAGACUAUAUACUGGAGUAAUGUAGAAAAGACCAGGGAGGACCAGACUAUAUACUGGAGUAAUGUGAAAAGACCAGGGAGGACCAGACUAUAUACUGGAGUAAUAUAGAAAAGACCAGGGAGGACCAGACUAUAUACUGGAGUAAUGUAGAAAAGACCAGGGAGGACCAGACCAUAUACACACCAUAAACAUGGUAUCAUGUAGCUGAUAAACUGCUAUGGUGUGAUAACUUCCACUUGUUCUCACGUAGUUGCUAACUUGCACCCUUACAUGUUUACAUUUGAGUCAUUUAGGAGACGCUUUUAUCCAGAGCGACUUACGUUUUUGUACUGGUCCCCUGUGGGAAUUGAACACACAACCCUGGCGUUGCAAGCACCAUGCUCUACCAACUGAGCUACACGGGACCUGUUUACAUGUACCCAUCUCUCUGUUUGUCUCCAGGUCCAUGAGUCCAGCCCAGGCAGAUAUGUUGUUUCUGGAGAAUGCCAAGAAGCUGUCUAUGUAUGGAGUGGAUCUGCACCAAGCCAAGGUACACUUUACAAUGUUCUGUAAUAAACUGUCAAUCUAGGACUUGAACAGUUCUAUCUAUAGAAGGAACUUUUUAAUAUAUAUUUUUUAAGAGCGGUCAGAAAAAGUAGUAAACUAUCAAAUCAAAGUGCAUGAUUUGGGAAUAAUAAGUUUACGCAACUCUAGCAAACCAUAGAUUUUUUAUUUCAAAAUUGCUGUCAAGCUGUCAUCAUCAAACAAGAGAUUAAUCUGUGCUGCUCAAAGUGUAGCAGAGGCUGCCUCCUAGUGGCAUGCUGCUGCAAGUGCAGGAGUCACAAUGAUGGAAAGAUGCCUAUAGCGUCUAUGAUGAGGAUAUAUAGAAAAUAUUGAUAAUCUUUACUGAAUGUACUUUUUCUGCAUGCUCACAGGAUCUUGAGGGUGUGGACAUCACGCUAGGGGUGUGUUCUGGUGGUCUCAUGGUAUACAAGGACAAGCUGAGGAUCAAUCGUUUCCCCUGGCCCAAAGUCCUCAAGAUCUCCUACAAGCGAAGCAGCUUCUUCAUCAAGAUCCGUCCCUCUGAGCAAGAACAGUACGAGAGCACAAUUGGCUUCAAGCUGCCCAACUACAAGGCCUCCAAGAGGCUGUGGAAGGCCUCAGUGGAACACCAUACCUUCUUCAGGUGAGAAAGCCACUCACCCUCAGUGAUGCUGUGGUGAACAAAUAGGUGGUGGGUAAACCGUGAUCUCCGUUCGCGGUGAGUAAAAUCAUUUCCCUAUACUUUCAGUUGAAAAGAUGAAUGGAACUAUAUAUUGAGACUGUUUAGGGCCAAAAAUAAGGGGUUAAAUACAUGUGUAUAUAUAAAAAUAAUAAUAAUAAUACAAAUCCUGAUCUUUCAGAACAAACUUCCUUUUCAUUUAUUUUUUUUGGGGGGGGGACUAUCUGUUGUUCCAUGUAGUGAAUCUGUUAUUCAAUGCGUUUGUAUGGGAUAAUAGCAGAAAGGCCAAAUACACAUUUUCAUCAAAUAAUUAAUUAAUAAAAAAUAUAUAUACUUCAAGGGGUCUUAAAAUUCAAAAUCAAAUAGCAAAAAUGAUCCUUGGUAUGACCUUCUUUAAAACAAUUCCAUAUAGCUUAGUAGACCCCCCCAUUCCCCCGGCUUAGACUGGGCUUAGACUGUAAUGGGCUAAUAAUAUUAUCUUUAAGAACUAACAAUCAGCUAAACAAAAACUAGACGGUCAGGGAGAAUUGAAAAAUCCAAAAACAAUUCAUUUAACAGUAGAGAUUUUGUUAUGUUUGAGCAAAAGAACACAGCAUUAGCCAUUGCAAAAUGCAUAGGAUUGCAGGAAAUUUGCUUUUAAAUGGCAAAAUAUUCUCUCUGUUCCAUUGCAGAAUAUGUAGUAUCGUAGGAAAUUUGCUUUAAAACUGCAACCUUUUUAGCUCCAUGGCAAAAUGUGUAGAAUUGCAGGAAAUUAGCUUUGUCUCUUAGUGCCAUGGAGAAAUUUGUAGAAUUUGAAGGAAAUUGGCUCACAAAUACAAAAGUUUCUCUACACCGCCAACAUGGGGGCCUCUAAAAUGUUCAGCUGAGCCAACGUGCGUUUAACCCUCCACUACACCACUACACCCUGCUUCCAACUAACAAGUUACCCUUAACCACAGAUCUAGGAUCAGAUUAUCCUACAAACCCAAUCCUGACCUUAACCAUUAGGACGUUAAAACAAUAUCUGAUCCCAUAUCAGUGGUUACGGGCUGGCAACUUCUACCUACUCUACUUCCUGGAUCAUCUGCCCCAUAGAGGUACAAUAAAAUAGUUCUAUUUAAUUCUGUCAUCUGCCCCCACUACUGCCCGGCAACAGGGGGCAUUCUCAGGUUACCAAUCCCUCAUGCCUUCUAAUUGGCUAAUUGGCCCCUGCAGCAUAACCUUUCUGAGAGUAACUCUAUUAGCCAUGAUGGUAGUCUACCUCCAGCUACAGUGCCGUGACAAAGUAUUUGCCCCCUUUCUGAUUUUCUAUAUUUUUGAUACUGAAUGUUAUCAGUCCUUCAACCAAAACCUAAUAUUAGAUCAAGGGAAGCUGAAAAAGGAAAAAAGUAUACUUAUUUUAUUUAUUUCAUUAACAUACUUAUGCAACACCCAAUUCCCCUGUGUGAAAAAGUAAUUGCCCCCUUACGCUCAAUAACUGGUUGUGCCACCUUUAGCUGCAAUGACUGCAACCAAAUGCUUCCUGUAGUUGUUGAUCAGUCUCUCACAUCGCUGUGGAGGAAUUUUGUCCACUCUUGCAUGCAGAACUGCUUUAACUCAGUGACAUUUGUGGUUGUAGUGUGAUGGUUUGGGGAUGCUUUGCUGCCUCUGGACCUGGACAACAAAUGUCGCUGAGUUAAAGCAGUUCCGCAUGGAAGAGUGGGACAAAAUUCCUCCACAGCGACAUGAGAGACUGAUCAACAACUACAGGAAGCGUUUGGUUGGCAUCAUUGCAGCUAAAGGUGGCACAACCAGUUAUUGAGUAUAAGGGGGCAAUUACUUUUUCACAAAGGGACAUUGGGUGUUGCAUAACUUUGUUUAUGAAAUAAAUGAAAUAAGCAUGUAAUUGUUGUGUUAUUUGUUCACUCAGGUUCCCUUGAUCUAAUAUUAGGUUUUGGUUGAAGAUCUGAUAACAUUCAGUAUCAAAAAUAUGCAAAAGUAGAGAAUAUUAGAAAGGGGGCAAGAACUUUUUCACAGCACUGUACGUGACAAGUCAGUCAUACAGGAGAAGCUCUGGAUUAAGAUGGUUAAGGUAACAUGUGAUUGGUCUAAAUCACCUGGCAGUGUGACAUUGGACAGACAUGACUAAGCUUUUAUUAAAGCUGGAGUUUGGCUGGCCCAGUGAUGUGAUUUAUUGAUUUAUCACAUCACUGGGCAAGCUAUUAUCAUGACCUAUGAAACCAAAUCAUUAUAACAAGCACAUAGUAGCGUGUCUAGAAACUGUGAGUGACUGUGUGAUUCUCCUCCCCCAGGGUGUCUUCCGUGGAGCCCCCGUCGUCCCGCUCCAGGUUCCUGGCACUGGGAUCAAAGUUCAGGUACAGCGGCCGUACCCAGGCCCAGACCCGCCAGGCCAGUUCCAUGAUCGACCGGCCCGCCCCACGCUUCACACGGUCCGCCAGCAAGAGGCUGUCCCGCACCAUCGACGAAGGUACGCGCGCGUUUGUGUGUGGUGCGUAUGCGUUUAUUACAGUAUUUUUUGUGUGUGGGAAUGUGUGUUCGUGCCAGUGCACACAACUUCAGGAUCAGUCCCUCACUAACUUGUCUCACUCUUGUAGCUGGAGAUGAUGAUCUCCAAGGCUCGCAGCUCUCUGCUAGCCCAAACAAGACCGAGGAUGACGAUAGGUUCCUCACUCUGGGGUCUGACCAACCCCAGCCCUUCUUUUCACCAGGUAGCCUAUCAGGAACCGUGUGGAUCAUCAUUGGAGUUUUGACUCAGCUUACAAUGAGCAACCUCAGUUCGGCCUUGCUAGAGAACUACAUGCUUUAGUUUUGAAAGAGCUUGAUCUAACCCUGCGCUUCUGUCAGUCCUCUCGUCAUCUCAUUUGCUCCAACCCUUACGCUGAUCUCAGGCCAGCUUGGGUCAACGUUGGUGACUCACCAAGGGCAGCUCAGAAUGACCUGUCAAUCAAUCACAGCUACAGUUACAUUGAUGCUCCAUUCACCUCUAACAGCUUAUGACUGACUAACAGCAGCUUCAGAGAUCUUGAGUCUUUUGCCCGUGUUGUGUUGCUUGUUAAAGAGAGCCUUCAGUUCUUUGGCCCCGUUGUGUUGCUUGUUAAAGAGAGCCUUCAGUUCUUUGGCCCCGUUGUGUUGCUUGUUAAAGAGAGCCUUCAGUUCUUUGGCCCCGUUGUGUUGCUUGUUAAAGAGAGCCUUCAGUUCUUUGGUUCAUGUUGUGUUGCUUGCUAAAGAGAUCCUUCAGUUCUUUGGUCUUUGUUGUGUUGCUUGUUAAAGACAGCCUUCAGUUCUUUGGUCCGUGCUUGAUGAUGGACAUCAUUGUGUCCAGGAGACUGCCGUUCCUGUUCUUGGAACUAAACGGCUAGCUCUGCAGAUCUCAGAAUUGCGUGGUAGUCUCAUACUAACUUAAUUUGCUAUCUGCCUGCCAGAUACAUUGAAUUCCAUGUGCUUACUAAAUCAGUGAGCGUUGCUCUGAAAGCCCCUGAAAUGUUGGCCUUCAGCUACUGACCUGUGGAGGGGAGCUUUUCCUUACUCUCUCCUCCAUUUUAACCUCACAAUUAACUCAUACAGUAACACCAUCACCUCAUGUUCUAUCAACAGACAGAGGGGGGGAGACUUUCUCUGUGGAGACUUCCACUCAGAGCUGGGAUGAUGGCAAGUCCGUCCAGACAGUCACACAGACAUGGCAGGAGACUGAGACAGGCCAGACGGUCAGUCGGACGGUCAGUCAGAAAUGGCAGGGAUGGGUGUCUGAGGAACAGCAGCAGGGGAGACAGGAGGAAGUUAAAGAGGAGGAUUGGUUUGUCCUGCUGGGCAGACGACCUUCCCUUCCCUAUGUCCCCUACCCCAUGAUGAAACCGCCAGGUAUCUGUUGUUAACCUCAUUCUGUACCUGGUGUAGUUGUGGUAUAGCUGAUGUCACUGUGCAUCCUCGCUUUGACAAUGAAUCCUCCGUUGAGGUGUGGUUUAGAAGUUGAAUGUGAUGGAAGGUGAAUCUGCUAAGCUUGCCACCGGCCAUGAUUACAUCUUUCAAGAUGUUUCUCUGUCAUGUAUUGGCUUAUAUUUAAUGUUGCUGUCCUAUCACUGGUGCUUGGCCCUCAUUGGUGUAGAGCUGUGACACUGUGGUAAGUAUGCUUCGCCGAUGAUGCUCUGUUUGCAGUGUGCUCACAUGCUACGUUAUCUUCCUAUGUGUAAGGGAUCCGCUCAGUUCUAAAUGUUUCUGUGAUGUCCUCAGUCAAAUACUGCUCUGCCAAGGUGGUAAAGGUAGCCAAGGCCGACAUUCUACAGAGGCUGCUACAACCAAGGCAGGAACAAAGGGAUGACUGGUUCAUGCAACUGGACCACAGCUUUGAGUUUGCAGACACACCCAUGUGAGUUCUCAUACUACAUACAUUCACUACCUGUUGUACAUUAGCACAGAAAUAUAGAGUUUUGCAGAACAGACACGAUUGUCUGUCUGGUAGAACAGGGAAUCGUCAUUUCUGUCUGCAACAUUCUGAAGGUUUCACCUCACUGAAUAGGCUACACUCCUGUUCUUCCCAUACUGAGAACCCCAAUCUGCCCCUCCUCAGUCUCUCCCCCAGUCUCCCUGGAGAAGAAGGAGACUAGGCAGGAGAGGAGGGAGGAGGUGAUCAAGAGGCUCCAGGGAGGAGUGUUCCUGGUGGAGAAGCUGAGGGAGGUGGAGGUGUUGGAGGAGAGACUGAGGGAGGUGAAGGUUCUGGAAGAACGGCUGCAGGAGGUGGAAGAGCUGGAGGAGAGGAUACAGGAGGAGGUGGAGGCCAGGCAGCAACAGGAGGAGGAGGAGGGAGGGGUAGAACAGGAGGAGGGGGAGGUAGAGGCAGCAGAAGAGAAUGUGGAGGAAGUAGAUGAGUUGGAGGAGCAGAUAAAGGAGGUGUUUCUCAAAGGGUUGCUGCCAGAUGAGUCAGGGGAAGAUGAGGGACUAAAAGAGGAGAGUAUGGAACAGGCAGAGGAAUCGGAGGAAGGGUGGUCAAAUGUCACGAGCACCUCCUCUGUGGUUCGGAGAGUAGGGCGGAGGACCCAGAAUAGUGUGAUUAUAGUGAAAGAGAUGAGGCAACAAGAAGGAGAGAUGGCGGAGGAGACAGUGGAAACAGGUGGAGGUUUCAGACGAGGGAUUGAAAGAGGAUAAAGGAGGUUUAGAGGAGAGGAAACGACAAGGCUUUGGAGGAAGGGUUGCCAGAGGGGCUUGAUGAAAGGAGAGGAGAGAGGAGGAAGAGGAAGAAGAAGGUGACUAUAGUGACACAGGAUGACAGUCUUCCAGAUGAACUAGAGCAGAAAGCAUCUGAGAAGUUGUCAGAGGACCAGAUAGGGGGGCAUUUUUAUAAAGAGGGACAACUUAUGGUGAAAUUCAAUGAACUAUUCGCGGCAGAGAAGUUAGGGUUACCGAUAGUUACGAUUCAGCAGAAGAUCGCAUACGAGGAGUGGCUCCAAGAACAGGAGAAGGUCAGGGAGGAGAAACAGCAGGAGAGAGUGGAACAGGUGAAGGUUUCGGACAAGGGAUUGAAAGAGGUGGAAGGAGGUUCUAGAGGA